AUGCAGUUGCUUACCGUCAUCGUCGUUGUUCUCAACUUGUCCAGCAAGUCUCUUAUCAACCAGCUCACACCGUCACUUGCUCUCAACACUCACCGUGGCACAGACAUCAGGAGCGGAUUUAGGACACAUGUUUUGUCCCCCAUAGUCCGGUCGAUCCAACUUGCGGUGAGAGAGGCGGGUGGGGAAUCCACUUCCAAGCAACCUUCGUAUCAACCCCACACGCUGUCAGUUGUCAUGGUGGAUGGGUCUAAAGGACAUCCUGUCAAGGAGCCCUGA
This is a messenger RNA of Psilocybe cubensis, 276 nucleotides long. RefSeq lists its product as uncharacterized. The record is from RefSeq and is a predicted model, not a curated record. The transcript has 3 exons. The coding region runs from base 1 to 276 and encodes 91 amino acids. NCBI's taxonomy places the organism in Eukaryota, Fungi, Basidiomycota, Agaricomycetes, Agaricales, Agrocybaceae.